AUGACGGCAGUUUUGGAUCCCUUCAAGCCUUUUUCCUCAGAGCUUCACGUCAUCAGGCGGCUGAACUCCAGUUUGCACCGAGAUGGUGGCAGAGAUAGAGUGAAAACUGGACAUGCAGGCUCUCUUAGACCUCAUCCCUUUGCUGAGUGUGCCACCCUGGCUCCUUUGCGAGAUGAUGUCCCCCUGCUGGACCCCUGCUGUGGUCGGCUGAGUGCUGGAGCUGAGGUGAUCCUGGGCCUCAAAGGUCGACAGAAAUUCAUAGAUUUUGAUCAUGUGACUUCUGCUCUGUGGGUCCCUCCUGGUUUCAGAGAGAGGCCUCAAACAGCCCCAAACCCCUCUGUGGUCUGUGUAGACCUGAGCGAGGACAAGGCCUGGAACUCCAGGAGGAUCCCCCAUGCAACCCUGAGAGCACGACUGAGAGGUUCAAGUGAUCCUGUUAAAAUUCAGCCUCACACACUGAGGACACCAUCAACAGUGACAAUCAGCAACAAUCUCCCUGAUGCACAUCCUGGAAAUCAGGGCCCAGGAGUGGAGACCGAUAUCUCACCGGCGGUUCGCCACUUCAGAUACACUUCUGCGACACACAGGAGUUAUGAGGAAGUUGGAUGGGUUACAAAGAUACCGCGGCACUUGAAGGCACCAGAAACAACCCUGGAGAAGCUGGCAGACCCGGUGAGCGAGAGUGCCUCGCUGAGGCGCUACAACAGCCGACCUCAGCCGUGGCAGUCUGUAGGAGCCGAGUGGAGCAGACGACAGCUUCGAUUGACGAAUGAUGCCAAGAAACCGAUAUCAUUCUGCAGUACAUAUCCGAGAUCAGGUCAGAUCCCUCUGUACACUGGCACCAUCGGCUCUGACAACAUGGAUAACAUUGACAACAUGGAUGAAGACUUUCACCCUCUGACCCUAAAGAGGAGCAUCGUUCCUCCGUACACACCUACAGCGCGUCGAACCACCAUCCCUGGCUACACAGGCAAGGCUGCCUAUGCUGACUCUGCUGCGGCCUCUGCAUGCUCAUCUGGCACAUUCAAAGAAUUGGGAACUUCUGUUUUUGGUCACAAGGCGCCCCUGUCCAGAACGGUGACCACCGUGGCUCCCUGCAGCCCCUUCCUGAGACCUGUGCUUCCUGUCUCGUGCACAAGUGCAUGGCAAGACUUUAGACAAAGCAGAUGAGAGAGGGUGUGAAGGUGUCAGCUUCCUAUUCAUGCCAUCCAAUCUGUUUAUGUGAAUACGUCUACGAUGAUGCGAUGUCGGUGAAUGAUUCAGAGUGAGUUAAAGAAUAAUGAGAUGCCCCAUUAUCAUAAUUUCCCUGAUUUAGAUGAGUGGUUUUCUAACUCUGGGUGUUUGCAUUGUCCUCUUAAACAUUUGCUCUCUCACUGACUCACUCGCUUGCUUACUCUCUGUGUCUGUGUGUGUGUGUAUGUGUGUGUGGGUGGGUGCAUUUCAGCCCACACAUUGUUUCUGUCAUGAAGGGCAAAGAGAGGGACAAAAUAGUGAGGGAAGGCAGGAUUUUUAGCUCUAUCGUUAUAUUUUUAACAGUAUACAAAUGAUGGCAGGUUCACAGAUCCAUUAUGACUAACAGGCUCAUUUAUAUUUGAAAUGCUGUCUGUAGUCUUCGCUAUAUGCAUCGUUUAGAGGUGUUAGUUUUCUGUAGAUGUGAUUGUAAUGCACAUUGACAUUAUUAUCAUGUGCCUGGCAGCAAUAGCUUUAUGUCUGUGGUUUGUGCAGCUUGACGCUUAGA
This is a messenger RNA of Archocentrus centrarchus (flier cichlid), 1738 nucleotides long. It is a transcript of the gene spmip7, whose product is annotated as sperm microtubule inner protein 7. Lineage: Eukaryota; Metazoa; Chordata; Actinopteri; Cichliformes; Cichlidae. The record is from RefSeq and is a predicted model, not a curated record. Bases 1 to 1170 code for a protein of 389 amino acids. The transcript has 9 exons.